AGCGGCCACCGCGGCUCGCAGCGUGGCGCCCGCGCCGCCGCCCCCAGCCGCUGCGCCGUCCGCCGGGCUGCGGGUGCUGGGGGCGCGCGCGGCGAGCUCAGGGUUCCACAUCGGCGUGCAGGACCGGUGCAUGUACUCGCACACCUUCCGCUUCGGCGGGAAGGAGCCGUUCACGACGGGCUGCACGGCCGUGGUGCAGGUGAGGGUACACGGCAGGGAGCUGGGCGUGGACAGCGUGCUGCUGGACAUCUCCGAGGCGCAGCGGCUGCUGCGCGGCGCCAUGGCCGCGUACGACCAUAAGAACCUGGACGAGCUCGAGGAGUUCCAGAGCCCUCGGCGCAACACGACCGUCGAGGUCGUCGCCCACGCCGUCUUCAAGCGCAUGUACGAGGGCCUGAAAGAGCACCACGACGACCUGAUGAGCUUCGACGGUGUGGGCCUGAGCGCCGUGACGAAGAUGGAGGUCUCGGUGCAGGAGAGCGACGUCGCGUUCGCCGGCUACUUCGAGGAGAAUCCCCAGGGGUUGUUCUCGACCUGAGAGGGCUCCCCGUUCUUCGUCUACUCCUCCUUGGCCUCCUUCCCCCUCGGCCUCCUGCAGAGGCGGAGACGCAAGAUAGAGACCAUUCCUCAUUUUGCCUAUGGG
Prorocentrum cordatum is the source of this 643-nucleotide messenger RNA. The record is from the annotation of a GenBank genome assembly. Lineage: Eukaryota; Dinophyceae; Prorocentrales; Prorocentraceae.